This is a messenger RNA of Suillus discolor, 503 nucleotides long. RefSeq lists its product as uncharacterized. The transcript has a single exon. The record is from RefSeq and is a predicted model, not a curated record. The annotation marks the transcript as partial. Lineage: Eukaryota; Fungi; Basidiomycota; Agaricomycetes; Boletales; Suillaceae.
GCAUGUGGUUGAGUAGAAGCACUAGACCCUUCCCCACCUCGUCAGCUUUGUUGAUGCUUCUGGAAUACCAAGAACUUCCUAACCUCGGUGAAAUACCGCUCUCUCACAUACCUCCGGACAGCUGGUAACUUCCAAUAUAGCUCUUAUAAGUCCCUCCAACACCCAAUCCGAAAAGUAAAAUCGUACCAUACCAUCCCGCACUAUCACCCCUUCUGACUCGCUACACGGAGUCGCAUAUGUUCCCCAUUCCAUGGUCUCGAUCAGCCGGAAAAAGAACAUUCCGUCUGUCAACCAUGGGUAUUCUCUGCACAUGUUUCUAUUGCGUGCACUAUGACUCCCAUACUUGUCCGCGCAGGCGGCCGAGUAUGCGUAUUGUCUUCUUAUCCACUAGUUCGUUGCACACAUGUACAGUUUGUAUUUUUACGUCAUUUCAUCCGCGAAGGGUGGCGCGUCUAAAACGGCCAGCGGGAAUGGCGGACUGGUGGGGGUACGCCUCACAUCAG